Molecule: messenger RNA, 4033 nt
Organism: Etheostoma spectabile (orangethroat darter)
Lineage: Eukaryota; Metazoa; Chordata; Actinopteri; Perciformes; Percidae
Product: oxysterol-binding protein-related protein 11
Exons: 12
Coding region: 112-2460 (782 amino acids)
Cellular component (GO): cytosol; membrane
Molecular function (GO): cholesterol binding
Source: RefSeq, a predicted model, not a curated record
AGCAGCUGGAUAGGAGUCGGUCUGGGGUGCACAUCUCUGUCCUCUGCCUCUUUGUUUCCCGCGGAAAAGCCUGUGACUUCCGAGCGGAGAGGGAUCGGGCAUAGCAGCAGCAUGAGCCGGGCAGCGCGUCCGGAGAGCCCCGCUCGGAGCCCCGGCAGGAGCCCCGGCAGGAGGCAGGAGCAACCGCACGGCCGAGUCGGCUCCGGGACCAGGGACAGUGGCGCAGGGUCGGCCCGCAGCAAACGGCACCUGGAGGGGGUCCUGAAGAAGUACACCAACCCGCUGCAGGGCUGGCAGAGCAGAUAUUUUGUCCUGGACCCAGAGGUUGGUCAGCUUCAGUAUUAUCUCAAUGAACUCAGUAAAAGCCAGCGACCUCCCAGAGGGUCUCUGCCUCUCCUUGGAGCAAUGGUGGUCUCCAGCGCCGACUUUCCCUACAUGUUUACUAUUCAAUCCACUACUGGAGAUUCCUACAAACUCAGAGCACUGGACGCCCAGGAGCAAGAGCUCUGGAUGACCCAGCUCCAGCUGUGCUCCCGACGCCCCUCUGACAGCAGCGCCAAGGUGAUGAUCCAGGCUGAAGGGCAGCAGAAGAACCUGGUCAACUCUAUUGAGUCCCUGUCCCCCCGAGGUGGACCCCUCUCUUCUCUUGAUGAGGACCUGCUCCUUUUAAAGGCCACGUCUGCAGCCACUUUGAGCUGCCUCGGGGAGUGUCUCAGUAUGCUGCAGCACAAUGUUGUUCAGGCUCUCAACCAGAACCAGAACCAGAACCAGAACCACACCCCUAGUCCCAGCCUCCCCCACAGCUCAGCUGGUCUGAAUCAGGCAGCUCCCACAGACAGAGUCCGGCCGUGGAGCCAGCGCUGCAGCUCCAGUGUGAACCAGAUGGAGCCUGGGGGCCUCCGGUCCAGCAGCCAGAACCCGACUCACAGCUUCAGUGAGACCCAGAGUCCCAAAGACGGCAGCUACAGCGGACGACCAGGAAGUGGCCUCAACCACAUCCACAGUCAGAGUCUAGGCGGCGAACAUGCAGAUAGCUCCACUGGACGGUCCAGAUCUCUUUCUGAGAAGCAGGUGAAACCACCUCCCUCCUCCUCGUCCUGGCCGUCUUCCACUCAAACACACAAGGACCCUUCAGAGCAGGGACAGCAGCAGGCCCAAGCCAGCAGCCCAGAAAGCCCGGACGCCAGCGACGAGACCACAGACACAGAGGACCAUGAGGAGGAGGACCUGGGAGUUCUGGAUGAGCAGCGAAGCAUCAUGCUACACCUCCUGUCCCAGCUCAAACUGGGCAUGGACCUCACACGGGUGGUGCUCCCUACCUUCAUCCUGGAGAAGCGCUCCCUACUGGAGAUGUACGCCAACUUCAUGGCUCAUCCCGACAUGUUCCUCUCCAUCACCUCCGGCUGCACGCCAGAGGAGCGCAUCGUUCGCUUUGUGGAGUACUACCUGACAGCCUUCCACGAGGGCCGCAAGGGUGCUGUGGCCAAGAAGCCCUACAACCCAAUCCUCGGGGAGCACUUCCACUGUUCCUGGUACGUGCCUCGAGACCGUGUCCGACCUCUCAGGAACACCAACUGUCCUGGUCCCAACUCAGCCCCCACAGCCACUCCCGGGUCUCCACAGGGGGGGAAGGAUGGUAGCAGCAGAAGAAACUCAGACUGCUAUCGUGUUCGGUUUGUGGCGGAGCAAGUGUCCCACCACCCACCUGUGUCAGGCUUCUACUGCGAGUGCAAGGAGAAGAGGAUGUGUGUCAACACUCAUGUCUGGACCAAGAGCAAGUUCAUGGGCAUGUCUGUUGGAGUGUCCAUGGUCGGGGAAGGGGUGCUGUACUUGUUGGAGCAUGAUGAGGAGUACGUGUUUACGCUGCCCUGUGCCUACGCCCGCUCCAUCCUCACCGUGCCAUGGGUGGAACUUGGGGGAAAGGUCACCAUCAACUGUGCCAAGAGUGGGUACUCUGCCACUGUCACUUUCCACACCAAACCCUUCUAUGGAGGAAAGGUGCACAGAGUAACAGCAGAGGUGCAGAACAACCAAACAGGAAACAUCGUGUGUAAGGCCCAGGGCGAGUGGAACGGGGUGCUGGAGUUCACCUACAGCAACGGGGAGAGCAAGGUGAUCGACACGGCCAAGCAGCCAAUCAUCAGGAAGAAGAUCCAGCCCCUAGAGAGGCAGGGCCAGUACGAGUCCCGGCGUCUCUGGCAGCAUGUGACAGUGUCGCUGAAGGCAGGGAACAUGGACGCGGCCACAGAACACAAACACUGCCUGGAAGAGAGGCAGCGCAGCGAGGGCAAACAGAGAGCGGCCACCAAAACACCCUGGAAACCCAAAUACUUUAUUAGAGAGGGUGGAGGCUGGGUGUACCACCCCCUCUGUGGAAAGCUCACUGACCAGGAGGAUUGGAAGCAGCUGUCCACUCCCAGUCGAAAAGUAGGGCGAUGGAGGGCUGGCCGACUAAGAUAAGAGGAGAGAGAGAGAGACCAAAGGCAGAGAACCAAAGACUAGCGAGGACAUGGACAAACUUCUAGUCCUGUCCAAUCAGAAACACUCUGGUUCAGCAGUGAGGUGGGACUGAUCAAACACGGGUGGAGCCACUUUAGAGAUUACAUUAUUCAGACAGAAUGGGACUUUCUUUCUGACAACAGAUCCAGACUAACCCCUGUAAACUGCUCCUGCCCCCCCACCGUUCAGUUGUCUGCACAACGUACUAAACAACCGUGUUGAUCACAACCGUUUUGCACAAAUCAAUGUACAAUAUAGGAUAAAAGCAUAAUGUGUGUGUGUGUGUGUGUGUGUGUGUGUGUGUGUGUGUGUGUGUGUGUGCGUGCGUGCGUGCGUGCGUGCGGUGCGUGCGUGCGUGCGUGCGUGCGUGCGUGCGUGCGCGUGCGUGCGUGUGUGUGUGUGUGUGUGUAGAAUCCACAGCAAGCAGGGCAGAAUGUAGUCAGGGUAGCUCUGAUUGUCUCUGUAAUGGAUCUCAUAUAAACUUCAUAUGAGAGAGAAAUAUUCAUUAGGGGUAUUGUACAUACAUUGAUUGGAUUAAGGUUUACUUUCACUUUUCUUACAUCUUAUAUAAAACCCUCCAAUCAACCAUUGGCUGGGGACUGGAACGCUGCAGUGUGAUCCUGGAGUUAAAAAAGGAUCUAGCUUUAAUGGGACAGUUCACCCAUGUGACUCCCAUCCUGCAUACAGAAUAGAAAAAGGCUUCCGACGUGACACUCCCGUUAUUUCACUUAAACGUAUUGUUUGGGUUUGGGAGUGCUGACUGAAACAUGGUUCUAAUAAAGAUAUAAGACAAGCUAGCCCAUGUAGUGUUACUGCUAAAUGACAAAAUGGAGUUCUGUCCUCCAAAGUCAGCUCUGGUGCAUUAGCUGUAGCUCUAGCUGUCAGGUUGCCCUGUUCACUCUGAACUCUGUGCCCAUAGAUGAGCGAUUAAAGGACUCCAUUUCCAUUCAUGUUCAAACUUUUCACGUUUGACGGUUUGUUAAUUUGACUAACCUGCGAUCCUCAGGCUCCUGCGACUAAUGAGCCGCUCUACCUCUGACAUGAUGUGUCAAACCAAACUCCAUCGCCUCGAAGAUCAGACAUCCAAUAAUAUUUCAGUUUUCUUUCCAGCUGCAGCACAGCUAAUGGUUGACAUGUCUGGGCCGCCUGUUGAGUGUCUGCCAUUUGAUCUGAUGAGCACCAUGUUGCACUGUAGAUCUGUUGGUACCAGCGUGCUGUGAACUAGUCUAGCUGUCCACUGGAUUACAUAGGAGACUUCGUACCACAUCAAAGUGAUUAUUAGCAUACUUAUGUUAGCAUCUAAGUGAGUAAAGUAGCUAAAACAACAUAAUAAUCAGUAGUAUUUUGAUCUUCAGUAUCUUGGCUCUAAAACCAUUGUAAUCUAUUGUCAAUCUGUGGAAGUCCUGUUCAACACACUGGGCACCUUGUCCUCCAUCUGACCAUAUAGUCAACCAAGCUAUGCAACACUUGACUGUAGACAGUAGUCUCAGGGGGGUGGCUCUGUAUUUGUUUUAAAUAAAGAUCUCUCAUCAAA